This is a messenger RNA of Phialemonium atrogriseum, 1737 nucleotides long. RefSeq lists its product as uncharacterized. The transcript has a single exon. NCBI's taxonomy places the organism in Eukaryota, Fungi, Ascomycota, Sordariomycetes, Cephalothecales, Cephalothecaceae. The record is from RefSeq and is a predicted model, not a curated record. Bases 483 to 1568 code for a protein of 361 amino acids.
GAGCCAACUUUAAAUUCAGCACUCCAUUCUCAGAGGGUUCCCGAUUUUAGAUCGCAAAAGUGAUAUGCCCGAGUUGAUACCUUUUCCCCCUGCUCCUGUGCAAGAUUCCGGAUUUCCAUGGCAGUGUACAGAUACACGGCAGGCAUUGAGGCAUGGAACGAACCGUGCCAACACUCAGCCUCAGCCUCGUUGCGAUUCUAUUUCCGCCUCCUCCACCCUCAGCUUGAACUCCCCUAGAUGACCUCCCCCGUCUUGCCUGCUUUCCCCACAUUCGUUGUAGUCUCUCGUUGAAUCUAGUGAUGAUUAAACCUCCGAAAACUGAUUGAUUGACCGAUUCACCAAUUGACCGAUUGACCGAUUGAACGGACAGCGGGCAGCCCGAGCAUUUGUGAAUCCAACGUCCUAAUUGCCACCUAGCACGGCCAACCGCCCAACCGCCCAUUCAUCCAUCCAUCCAACCCUCCAACCGACCAACUGGUGCGAUGCGGAAUCGACUAAAACACCCCUUACCGACAUCCCUUCUCCUCGUCCUCCUCGUCCUCCUCGCCUCCCCCUCCCGCGCCGCCUUCCAGAACGACUUCUCGGGAUACCCAGAGGCGUCGCAAGAAUGCCUCUACGCGGCUGCGGACGCGUCGGGGUGCGACGGCGACACCGUGUCAGCCAUGAACGCCUGCCUUUGCGGCAACCGCGGCGACUUCGUGGUGAACACGGCCACCUGCCUCGCAGGCUCGGACCCGUCCCACCUCGAGACCGUCUACGACACGAUGGACAGCCACUGCUCCGACUCGGGGACGCCGCUGGACGUGUCGCGCGCACAGUUCCUCGCGGCCAAGAGCGGCAGCAGCAGUAGCAUCAGCAUCACCAGCACCGCGUCCGAGUCCGAGACCGCGACCCCAACUAGCGCGACGCGAACGGGGACUACGAGCGGUAGCUCCACAACACAGACGACGACUGGGACUGGCACGAAUACGCCUACGCCGACACAAUCGGGAGGUGGCAACGCUGACGGUGGUGACGGUGGCGGUGGCGGUGGGGACGAUAAAUCGGACGGAGGAGGGCUGUCGGGAACGGCCAAGGCGGGCAUCAUCGCCGGGGCGAUAGUAGGGGGCUUGGCGCUCCUCGGCGUGCUGGCCUUCUUCUUCAUCCUGCACCGGAGGCGCAGCCAGGCCGCGCGCGAGGAGUCGCACCCGAUGUUGCCGGCGAACAAGUUCGGCGGGCGGACGGGAGGAGGCGGCGGCGGCGGAGACGGGGCGGGCAACACCAAGACCGGCGCCGACAAGUGGCGCACCAGUCAGGGAUUCAGCUGGGAGUCGCCGUACGAGGCGCCGUGGACGGAACCACCGCCGGCUCAGACAUGGGGCCACUCCCCCCUGGAUCCGGCGGUGGGCUAUUACGCGGCACCUGGGACGCAGGACGGGCACCAGGAGCAGGUAUACGAGCUUGCCAGCGGCACGGAUAUUCGGGCGCCGGUGGAAAUGGCCGCCCCGGCUGUCCACCCGCCGGGAAGUGAGCGGCCAUACUCAGGGGCGGGCUGGGGGCAAGUUACUGGACAACCGAGGGGAACAUGACAGGAAUACAUGGAGGAGGUGGCGUUUUUUUAGGUUUUGUCUGCUGUACCAUCACAUGGGAUUGAUCUGGAGACAAUCGAAUCUUGUAUAUAAUAGAAUUCAUUGUCAGACAAACCUUAUUCGACAGGCACAGGGGCGCCCUGGAUAAAAGCAAUAACAGGAUUACAUG